Molecule: messenger RNA, 2288 nt
Organism: Scutellospora calospora
Lineage: Eukaryota; Fungi; Glomeromycota; Glomeromycetes; Diversisporales; Gigasporaceae
Source: the annotation of a GenBank genome assembly
AUUAUUUAAAUCAUGAAAAAAAAUUACAUGAAGAUUACAUCAAAGAUAAUAGUACUAUUGCAACUUUAAUUAAAUUAUCAAACAUAUCAGAUGAUACUAAAAAAAAAUUUGAAAAUCAAAGAUUAGAAAUAUUAUAUGGUAAACCUAUAGAACAUGAAAUACCUAAACUAAAAUCUAAAAAACAACCUGAUAGCUUUGAAGAUAUUUUAUUCAAUGAAUUAAAAAAAGAAAUAGAAAAUAUCAAAGAAAAUAAUGCAGAAAAAUUAACAGAUUAUGAAGAAUUAGAAGAUAAAAUAAAUGAAUCAAGAUUAUCAAAUGAUAAAGUUGAAAAAUUACACAAACUGAGAAAAAAUAAAUUAGCUAAAUUCGCAAAUAAUAAAAUCAAACAAUUAGAAAAUAAAAUUAAAAUAUCAAAAACUGUAAAGGAUAUAGAUUAUAUAUUUGAUGAAUUAAUCUAUGAUAAAAUAUUAUCAGAUGAAGAAAAGGAUAAUAUCACAACACUAUCUCAAAAUAAAUUAGAAAAAAUCAAAGAUAUAAAUGAGAUUAUAUUAACUGAUUUGAAUAAUGAUAUAUUAAAAAAUAAAAUCUUAACACAUGAACAAAUUCAAGAUAUAUCUGCAUCGAUAUUAGAAAAAAUAACUAAAAUAAAUGAAAAUAACAAAAUAUAUGAUGAAAUCAAAACAGAUAUUGAUAGAUUCUUGAUUCCUGAAAAUUUAUAUGAUUUUAUCAAAGAAAAUAUCAAUACCUUUGAUAAAGAAUAUCUAUCUAACAAUAAAGAUAAAUUAUCAUUAAACAAAUAUUAUAUGGAAAAACAAGAAAAAUUAAUUAAAGAAAUCAUAGAGAGGGAAAAUAAUUAUUAUAUAAAAAUAAUAUUGUUUUCUGGUUUAACCAUUAAAGAAUGUAAAAUUGCAAUAAACAACAGAUGGAAUGAAUUUCAAAUCAUAAAUAAAUAUGUAGAAUAUCGUGAAUUUAGAAAAAUAAAUAUUAUAGAAGUUCAAAAAUCUGAAUUGUAUUUAUUAUUAGAUAUACUUGAAGAUAUACUUAAUAAUGAUAAAACUACUUUCAAGUUCUUACCUAAAGAUUAUAAAAAAAUGAAAAUAGAUAGUUUAAAUGAUGAUUUUUUACCAUGUAGUGCAAAACAAAAUGAUCUUAGAAAAGCAAUAUCUGAUAAAAAAAAUACUUUUAGAUACAGAAUCAAUGAACUCAAUAAUGAAUUUAAUAAUGAUGGACUUGAUCCAAAUAGAUAUGAAAAAAUAUUAAAAUCUAUUAAUGAAACUGAAGAAAUAAAUAAAAAAUUCACAGGAAACAUCAUCAAUAAUUUUGAAAUAUCAGGUACUGAAAUAGAAAAAAUAGAAAAUGAAUUUGAUAAAUCAUUAUCUGGAGUAUAUAAAUUAUCUUAUAUUUUUGAUUUAAUAAUUUUUGAUUCAGAAAAAUUAAAAAAUGUUGAUAAAUUGGCUGCUGAUGCUAAAAACUAUCAUAAUAGUUGGUUACAAUAUACUAAUAGUAUUCAAUAUAAAUAUAUCUUACAUGAAAAAGAAGGUGAAUUACCUUAUAUGGUAAAAAAUAGAAGUCUUGCUUUAUGGAUAAAUAAUAAUAAUAAAAGAAUAGUAGUUGAUGAUAGUGAUAAUUUUUUUCACAUAACUGAUGAUAUAAGAGAGACUAGUAAUGAAAUUAGUAAAUCAAUAUUAUCAAUAUUACAAUUACACUAUCUAGUUAGAUACAUAGCAUAUAAACAGGUAGUUAUAGAUGAAUUACAUGAUCCUCAUAAAAUUUAUAAUGAUUUUGAACAAGCAAAAUUUCAAAUAAAAGAAAAAUUAAUAGAUAAAGAAAAUACUAUAAUCAUAUUUGACAAAGCUCAUUUUCCAAACACAAGUUAUCAAGUAAUCCAACCAUUGGUAAUUAAUAAGAGUUACAAAGUUUUAGUUAUGAGUGCUAUUUUUCCAAAUAAAAAAUUCUCUAUAUCAACUUCGAAACAUAGAGAAGUUUAUAUUCAACCUUUAUCAGUAGUUAGCAUAAUUCAACAAAUAUGUUGUGUUGGUCAUCUCAAACUUGGAAAAGCUUUCUUAACAACUCAAAAAUUACAAGAAAUAAUACCAGAUAAUGAUAUUAUAUUUUAUCUUAUCAAUGCUGCUAUCGCUCUUCCAUAUAAAAAAGAUCAUCCUGUAGAGGCUAUUAUAGUAAAUUUAAAUAGAAACCCUAAACCAAGUUCUGCUAUUCUAUUGAAAAUUUGUUCAAUAUACAAUAUUCUACCAAAACCUGAUAUAAAGAUAAAAAUCUCUGGAAUAUGA